Messenger RNA from Dovyalis caffra, 312 nucleotides. The record is from the annotation of a GenBank genome assembly. NCBI's taxonomy places the organism in Eukaryota, Viridiplantae, Streptophyta, Magnoliopsida, Malpighiales, Salicaceae.
GUUAAAGAUUGCUCAAGUGAUGAAGAUUCAGCCUUUAAAGAUGCUAGCUUUGAAGGUUCGGAUCCGGAUGAAAACUAUGGCUCCCAUUCUAAAUUUUUCAAGGCUCAUUCUCCUACCCUUGUUGCUAUUGAGGCAAGGAAUCAGCCAAGUGUUGAGGAGCAAGAUAGUGGGAAGAUGAUUUCAAGGUUGGGUAAGCUCCCAAAAAGUCCACUUUCACCAUUAGCAACCGUUGGCACUUCUACUCCACUACUAGGAGACAAUGUUAGACCAACUAAUACUACUCAACCUCGCCUUCUUCCUCGACUCGAAUAA